AUGAUCUUCACAGCAGAGCAGGUGGCUUGUGUGUGUGAGGUCCUUCUGAAGAGCGGUUGCAUGGAUCGUCUUGCUGGCUUCCUCCGCACUCUUCCUCCUCUUUCCCUCUCCUCCUCCUCCUCCGUUUGCCCUGGGGAGCUGGAAAGCGUGCUGAAAGCUAAAGCCGCAAUGGCCUUUCACCAGGGCCAAUUCACUGACCUCUACACCCUGCUGGAGGGUUUCCCCUUCUCCCCACGCAGCCACCCGCUCCUGCAGCAGCUCUGGCUCAGAGCCCACUACAUGGAGGCCGAGAGGCAGAGGGGCCGGCCCCUGGGAGCUGUGGGGAAGUAUCGCGUAAGGAGGAAGUUUCCUCUACCACACACCAUCUGGGAUGGAGACGAGACCAGCUACUGUUUUAAGGAAAAAUCACGGAGCAUACUCCGGGAGUGGUACCGCCAUAAACCCUAUCCCUCUACCCGGGAGAAACGGGAGCUAGCAGCAGCCACGGGCCUGACAACCACUCAGGUCGGCAACUGGUUCAAGAACCGCAGGCAGAGGGACCGAACCACGGAUGUUAACGGUUUCCAGAUAUCUAGCUCUGGAGGAACUUCAGGACAAGUCCACCCUUCCUCUGACAAUGACUUAUCACCUCCAAGAAGCCCACAUCCCUUACACCACUCUCCACCUCCUCUACAUCACGUGUGUAGGCUUCAUUUGAGUCUGCCCUUCAAUUGUUUAAUUUGUGACAUUUCUUUUUGAAUAGUAACACUUACAAAAACUGUUUUGCUCCUUCUUGAAUGUAAAGUCCAUUUUCUUUCAAUACUUUGCAAGCUUAUUAAAGUUUGUUAUCAAAACAUGAGGAUAAGACUGAACUAUAUACUGGUAAAAUGUCU
This is a messenger RNA of Perca flavescens (yellow perch), 872 nucleotides long. It is a transcript of the gene six9, whose product is annotated as SIX homeobox 9. Gene Ontology annotation, cellular component: nucleus; transcription regulator complex. Lineage: Eukaryota; Metazoa; Chordata; Actinopteri; Perciformes; Percidae. The transcript has 3 exons. Bases 1 to 738 code for a protein of 245 amino acids. Gene Ontology annotation, molecular function: RNA polymerase II cis-regulatory region sequence-specific DNA binding; DNA-binding transcription factor activity, RNA polymerase II-specific. Gene Ontology annotation, biological process: regulation of transcription by RNA polymerase II; skeletal muscle fiber development; regulation of skeletal muscle cell proliferation. The record is from RefSeq and is a predicted model, not a curated record.